AUGGCCAAACCACACACCAAGCCAUUCCACUCCCUGCUAUCCCUCUUCACCCCCUCCUCCCCCACCUCCCCUCCCUUCUCCCUUCCCAUUUCCUCCCUCUCUCCCCCGUCCCCCCCACUCCACACCACCAGCCCCUCUCAACACACCCCAGUCCCCUUCAUCCACUCCCACCCCCCCGUCCCCUCCCCUUUUCAGGACUGGUUCCGCUCCUUCCACCCCCAGGCCUUCCUCUUCCUGCGGUUCGAGGACUACAUGGCCAACCCCCGCCCGCACAUCGCCCAAACCCUCGACUUCCUCGGCUUCCCCGCUGCUGACGUGGCGGAGGAGCAGUGGGCGGGGAUCGUCAAACUGGAGCGCGUGGAGCAGCGGCUGGAAGGCAUGGCGAGGGAGGAGCUGGAUGGGGUCACACAGGAGUACCUGGAGGCGUUCUUCGCGCCUUUCAAUGCAGAUCUGGUGUGGUUGCUGCGUGAUGAGAAGUAUUCGUGGAAGAGAGGGCAGAGGUGA
Molecule: messenger RNA, 504 nt
Organism: Closterium sp. Naga37s-1
Lineage: Eukaryota; Viridiplantae; Streptophyta; Zygnematophyceae; Desmidiales; Closteriaceae
Source: the annotation of a GenBank genome assembly